Eutrema salsugineum is the source of this 1342-nucleotide messenger RNA. RefSeq names its product gibberellin 20 oxidase 2. Lineage: Eukaryota; Viridiplantae; Streptophyta; Magnoliopsida; Brassicales; Brassicaceae. The record is from RefSeq and is a predicted model, not a curated record. Gene Ontology annotation, biological process: flower development; unidimensional cell growth; response to light stimulus. The transcript has 3 exons. Bases 81 to 1223 code for a protein of 380 amino acids. Gene Ontology annotation, molecular function: gibberellin 20-oxidase activity.
CUCACUCCCAUUUUUCCCUUUCAUUCAUUUAAACUCAGAACAAGACAAAACAAAAACUCUCAAGAAAAAGAGAGAAAAAAAUGGCGAUAAUUUGCACAACAACAACAACAUUUCCUGCAGAGAAAGAACAAGAACCAAAACAAGAUCUUGAAAACGACCAAACUCUUCCAUUAAUCUUCAACCCUUCUCUUCUUAACCUCCAAACUCAAAUCCCAAACCAAUUCAUUUGGCCAGACGAAGAGAAACCUUCCAUUAACAUUCCUGAGCUCAAAGUCCCUUUCAUUGAUCUCUCGAGCCAAGACUCAACUCUAGAGGCUUCAAGACUCAUCGCAGACGCUUGCAACAAACACGGCUUCUUCCUCGUCGUCAACCAUGGAGUUAGCGAGUCGCUCAUAUCCGACGCUCACCGUUUAAUGGAACGUUUCUUCGACAUGCCUCUCGCCGGAAAACAGAGAGCUCAGAGAAAACCCGGUGAGAGCUGUGGCUACGCCAGUAGCUUCACCGGAAGAUUCUCAACCAAGCUCCCAUGGAAAGAGACUCUUUCUUUCCGGUUUUCCAACGAGAAUAGUGGCUCAAGAACAGUUCAAGACUACUUCUCCGAUACAUUAGGAAAAGAGUUCGAGCGAUUUGGAAAAGUGUAUCAAGACUACUGUGAAGCAAUGAGCUCAUUGUCACUCAAGAUCAUGGAGCUUCUUGGGCUAAGUUUAGGCGUAAACCGCGACUAUUUCAGAGGAUUUUUCGAAGAGAACGAUUCAAUAAUGAGGCUAAAUCAUUAUCCUCCAUGCCAAACACCAGAUCUCACAUUAGGUACAGGACCUCAUUGUGAUCCAAGCUCUUUGACCAUCCUUCACCAAGACCAUGUCAAUGGCCUUCAAGUCUUCACUGACAAUCAAUGGCGUUCUAUUCUUCCCAAUCCCAAGGCUUUCGUAGUCAAUAUCGGUGACACUUUCAUGGCUCUAUCGAACGGGAUAUACAAGAGUUGUUUGCAUAGAGCGGUUGUGAACAGAGAGAGUGCGAGAAAAUCGAUGGCGUUUUUCUUGUGUCCAAAGAGAGACAAAGUUGUGAAGCCACCAAGUGAGAUUUUGGAGAAGACGACACCAAGAAGAUACCCUGAUUUCACUUGGCCUAUGCUCCUUGAAUUUACUCAAAAGCAUUACAGAGCAGAUGUCAAUACUCUCGAUUCCUUUUCAAAAUGGGCCAUUGCCAAUAAAAAUCCCAUCUAAGAAACCAAAUUACUAUCGAAAUCAUUUGUCUUCCUUAGUUACUAUGUGUCUUUUGUUCUCAUGGUGAAAUUAAUUCACAUGGGUUUCAAUUUUUAUUUUUUUACAAAAGAGGAUUUCAA